AUGGGGCAUAGCCUACAGCUUGAGCAUGUAUUUCUUGGAUAUUUAGUUCAAUUACUAUGUUCGGUCAUCGGACAAAUCGUCCCUGUGGAAGUUCAAAGUGGUUCCCUUAGCUGGCAUCUGGCUCUUAGCACCAUCAGCGACCUUGUGCCCAAGCUAUUCUACUGGUGUCUUUGUGGGCAAGAAGGCCAUGCCAACGCAUGCAUCUUGGUAUACUUCCGUCAUAAGUUGCUGAUGCUAACAAUAAGGCUCAGCAUCCUAGAUGAUUCCCAGUGCAAUUUUAGUUCAUGGUUGGAGCUUCUCCAUAGUUACUUUCAUGAAUUCUUGUGGGACCUAACUGCUGAGGUUCAUAAUCUUAGUACCAAUAGCCUUGAGGACUCUCCUUUUGCAUCUGUUGUGCCUAAUAAAAAGAUGCAUGUUUUAGGCAUCCCAGAUAUACAGAGGCAGGCUACAUACCUUUUCUUGAGGUGUUGUUUCGGUUUGUUCAACCUACAGGGACGAAUUGACAAACAAUGCAAUUGUGUGGCUCCAAAGUCAGGUUCGAAUUUAGUUUUAAACUGUUGCAAUCAUAAGAAAGGUCUGAAAGAUCUUAGUCAGUGGCUUAAAAGGAAUGUUGCAGCUGAGAAUCUACGCCAUAACAAGGAAUAUUUGGGAAAGUACAUCGGCUUUGCCUCAUCCCUCCUGCAAUUAUACAUGCAUGAGGAUGAUUUACUAUUCAAAGUGCUAUUGCAAAUGCUUAAGUUACCGCUAAAUGGGACCCUAGAAUCUUGCGAAGAAAGGAUAUUUCCAGAUAUCGAGGAACAUUUUCUCCUUCACGUCUCAAAUGUUUUUAAUCCCAUAAUAAUCUUCCAUGUAUUUCUUGCAGAGAUACACUAUGAUCACCAAGUGCUUCUUGAUUAUCUUAUAUCCAAAGACGCUGGAAUUAGUUGCGCUCAGUAUCUUUUGAGGUGCCUCCGAAUAAUAUUGGAUAAAUUUGAGGCAUUCCUAGAAUUUCAAGUAGAUGAUCUUACAGAAGAGCCAUCUUCCAAGAGGAGGAAACCUUCAAUGCAGGGCAGAAAUGAGCUGGUAGAUAACCAGAAGAUAAGAGGGCAGCCAUUUGCGGAAGCUAAAUGGUGUCUCCUUUCCUUAAAAGAUUCACUUGAAAGUCUCAAUCAAAAGAAUUUAUUUCCAUAUAAUCCUAAAGCGCUUCUGAAACGUCUAAUGGAAUUUCAAGAAUUAUGCUACCAGCAGCAAAAGUGUACUUUCUGAAAAUUGUACCGUGCACUCCAGCGG
Messenger RNA from Punica granatum (pomegranate), 1269 nucleotides. NCBI's taxonomy places the organism in Eukaryota, Viridiplantae, Streptophyta, Magnoliopsida, Myrtales, Lythraceae. The record is from RefSeq and is a predicted model, not a curated record.